AUGAUUGACGUUUCACGAACACCGGAGUUCUCCAAUUGUGGAAACAUUAAUUCAGUCUUACACUCUGAUCAAGACCUGAGCUCAAUGGCGAGAGGUGGAAGGCAAAGGUCUCACUCCUACUACAACCGAGAGGACGUUAAGAACUAUGGUGUGGAGAUACAGAAGGAGGAAAGCUAUCGAAGACCUCGCUCCAGGUCAUUCUACAGUUAUGAGACAUCAGAACUGUACACUGAGUAUGACGUGGGAAGCUUUACGAGGUCCGGUCCGCUGAGGCAGAAGACACCCUCCUCGCAAGUCAAGGAGCAAGCAGCAAAAAAGGAAGAAGAAGGGUCCACUGUUCGAGUAACCCCUAAGAAGUCUAAGUCUAAAGCGAACAAGAUUUCAUCCUCUAGAGACCAUAACGGCAGUAAAGGCAAUCUCAAGUCCGUUUCCAUGAUGACCAUCUCUGAGUCGGACAACUGGGAGAUUUGUUCCAGCUCCGGCAUGAAGUACGGACAGUUUGUGGACUGGGAGAAGAUCGAUCCUGAAUCCGCAAAAAGAUACCAGCAGAUCCUGAUGAGUGAGCACCAGAAGCUGAAGCGUAUGGGCCGAGAAGGGUUCUGGGCCUCGCCGCACACACUGAGGGCCAAGGCUUAUUACCACAUCAUCCACAGCCUCAACUCCAGGACUGUCACUGCAGACCGAGAUCUCUACUAUGAACUGGCCAAGAACCUAUUUGGAGAACAGAAACUCAGCAAUCACCCAGUACCAGAGUACAUGGAGGCUGGAGAAAUACCCAGAUACUGUCUCAACAAAGCAGGCCUAAAUUCUGUUAAAAAGAUCCUCCUCUGCCUCGGCAAACACUUCCCAGACAUGAACUUCUGCCCCAUCCUGCCUGCUCUGGUCUCGCUCAUCCUUCACUUCAGCGAGGAUGAAGCUGAGUGUUUCUUCAGCGUGUCCCGACUCAUCAGCUACGACGACCCCAACAAGCGUUACACUGACCAGACCUUCCUCACCUACCGCGCCUCCUGCAUGACCUUUGGCGACCUUGCCAACAAGUGCUGCAGAGGCAUCCGUAAGCUGAUCGCCAGCUCUCACCAGAACCUUUUCGAGUUUUACUCCGACUGGAUCAUGUGGAUAUUCGCUGACCUUCCGUUCACGUACGCCAUCAGAGUUUUGGACGUCUACCUACUGGAAGGCUACAAGGUCCUCUAUAGGGUGGCACUGGCUUUGCUCAACCUCUACAAAGUGUCCGUUUCAUCCCGAGUGGCAGACGUGGAGGAUUUUAGAACUGACAUGAAGAGUUUUGUGCAGAACGUGGCUCGCCACUGCACCGUUGAGAAGCUUCUGGAGAGAGCGUUCAUGAUCCCGAUGGCGACGCGGAGAGAGCUCAACCUCUUGUUCAACGCCAAUAAGGACUCGCUCAUGCAGAAAGGUGUCAGCACGCACCAGAAGAGGCAGUCGGUCGAGACGGUGGACUUUGGCAACUUCAGCUCCAGCGUUGUAACAGGGACUGAAAUGAGAGUGGUCUGGGCCUGGAUACCUGAGCGUUUCGCCCUCUUCAGUCCCAUCAGGUUGUUCAGUGCAGCUGAACACGGAAGAAGUCUCGCUUCAUUCUAUUCACAUGUGGAAGGACACGAACCAGCGGUGUUAAUUAUCAAAACGGUGGAUGAAGAGGUGUUUGGUGCCUUCCUAUCGACAGAUGUGAUAGAAAGGCGAAAACACGACUCCCAGGGACUUGCAUAUUUCGGAACUGGGGAGUGUUUCGUUUUCACGCUCCGUCCCAGCAUGGAGCGUUACCAGCAGGCCAUGGUCAACAUAAUGACCCGAAGAGCUUCUUCUCAGCAGAUUCACGCCAGCGUCACCUCCGCAGCAACCCUGACCUGCCCCGCCGGGACCCCACAGAACCCCAGCUACCUGACAAUCCCCUUCACUGCACCGUCAGGGGAACCCAUGACCGCCAAAGAGCCCAAGAGACCUAAAGAGCAAGAGGCCUCCAUGUUCAUAGCAGGCGACGACAGUCGGCUCGUUAUCGGUGGGGAUGGGGGCCACGCUCUCUGCCUGCAGGACGAUCUCGAGGGAGGAUACACCGAGCUCUGUGACACAUUCAAGAGCAUCCCACUGUGCAAGGGACAUUUCAAGAUCCAGUCCCUGGAAGUAUGGGGCAUUCAGAACUCUAUUUCCUUUUCUCACUGUUUUCCCUCUCAGUAAAGUAAUGAGAGCGGUCUGGUGACUUUUGCGCCGAAGCAGUUUUUGUUGAUGCUAUUUAAGUGAAAUUGUGUUUUUUUUUCAUAGCGUUCAGAUAUUUAUUUUGUGAAAUGCAAAUUUAUACAAAUAUUGUAAUGCAACUGAGUGAGAUUUUACUUGAUUUGUCAAGCCAAAUGUAUGUGUAGAAGCUUAAAUCAUUUAUUAUGUCCUACUGGACUUCACCGUCCACAUAAACAAUGGUUCCUAUCUCAGGGUACACAAAGACACACAACAAACAACAAUCCAAUCAUCUUAUCACAGAAGGAAUAACCAAUACCAUCUGGGCCAAUUGUGACCACACUGUAAGAGAAAUAUUACAACUCCAUCUGGUUUUACCUCCCAGAAAGUCAACCUAUUUUAUAAAGCAUAAUGCAUCUCCUGUCCCCACACAGCAGAGCAGCACAACAGUACCUGUAGAGAAUGUAUACUAAGUCUAAC
Stegastes partitus (bicolor damselfish) is the source of this 2664-nucleotide messenger RNA. Its product is annotated as TBC1 domain family member 24-like. The transcript is spliced from 11 exons. Bases 1 to 2190 code for a protein of 729 amino acids. The record is from RefSeq and is a predicted model, not a curated record. NCBI's taxonomy places the organism in Eukaryota, Metazoa, Chordata, Actinopteri, Pomacentridae.